Boeremia exigua is the source of this 1636-nucleotide messenger RNA. RefSeq names its product Cys/Met metabolism PLP-dependent enzyme-domain-containing protein. Lineage: Eukaryota; Fungi; Ascomycota; Dothideomycetes; Pleosporales; Didymellaceae. Gene Ontology annotation, biological process: transsulfuration. The transcript is spliced from 5 exons. The coding region runs from base 201 to 1580 and encodes 459 amino acids. Gene Ontology annotation, molecular function: pyridoxal phosphate binding; transferase activity, transferring alkyl or aryl (other than methyl) groups. The record is from RefSeq and is a predicted model, not a curated record.
AGCUGUAUAUCUACUCCACUGUCAGAUCGGAGUGCGUUCAGGGCAAGCGAGAUCCAGAGCACGUAGAUGACGUGACCGGAGACGCAAUUACAUAUAGGACCCCUCUUUAAUUCGGCAGGCUCUCUUUUGUUGUCGCUGCUCAGCCGAGGACAACAUCCAUAGACAACCCUUCACCCUUCAAGACCUGCGUAUCGUUCACAAUGGCUGAACAGCUGUCCAAGAACUUUGAGACGCUGCAAUUGCAUGCUGGCCAUACUCCAGACUCCGCCACGAACUCACGCGCUGUGCCAAUCUACGCGACCACGUCAUUCACUUUCAAUGACUCCGCUCACGGCGCGAGAUUGUUUGGCCUCAAGGAGUCCGGUAACAUUUACAGCCGUAUCGGAAACCCAACUGUUGGUGUAUUCGAACAACGUAUCGCAGCGCUCGAAGGCGGUGCUGCAGCUUUGGCCACCUCGUCUGGCCAGGCAGCGCAGUUCAUUGCUAUCAGCGCCCUCGCGCACGCCGGAGACAACAUCGUUGCUACGACAAAUCUCUACGGAGGCACAUACAACCAGCUGAAGGUCUUCUUCCCUCGAUUUGGCAUUCAGACGAAGUUCGUCAACGGUGACAAGCCAGAAGACUUCAAAGCCGCGAUCGAUGACAAGACCAAGGCCAUCUACCUUGAGUCUAUUGGCAACCCCAGAUACAAUGUACCGGACUUCGAGAAGAUUGUCGCAAUUGCACAUGAAGCCGGCAUCCCGGUCGUCGUGGACAAUACAUUCGGCGCUGGUGGAUACUUCAUUCGGCCCAUCGACCACGGUGCAGAUAUUGUCGUCCACUCGGCGACCAAGUGGAUUGGCGGCCACGGCACAACGAUUGGUGGCGUGAUCGUUGACAGUGGCAAGUUCGAUUGGGCUAAGAACGCAAAGCGCUUUCCCCAGUUCAACGACCCCUCGGAAGGCUAUCACGGCCUGAAGUUUGUGGACACAUUUGGCCCCAUCGCCUACAUCAUCCGCGCCCGUGUCGAGAUCCAGCGUGAUCUGGGUGCAGCUCUUAACCCUUUUGCUGCCCAACAACUACUCAUCGGCAUUGAAACACUCAGCUUGCGCGCGGAGCGCCACGCUUACAACGCGCUCAAGCUCGCAAAGUGGUUAGAAAGCAAUGAAAAUGUGAGCUGGGUAUCGUACCCCGGUUUGGAAAGCCACCAAUCGCACGAGCUUGCAAAGAAGUAUCUGACACGUGGGUUUGGAGGUGUGCUCUCGUUUGGUGUGAAGGGAGGAGGUUCUGCAGGGAGCCAGAUUGUUGACAACUUCAAGCUGAUCUCAAAUCUGGCAAACGUUGGUGAUUCGAAGACGCUAGCGAUUCACCCAUGGACCACCACGCACGAGCAGUUGAACGAUGACGAAAAGGAAGCUUCUGGUGUGACUGAGGACCUUAUCCGCAUCUCAGUCGGCACAGAGCAUAUCGACGACAUUAUUGCAGACUUCGAACAGUCGUUCGAACAGUCAGCCACCAAGCCGGACGAGAAAGGCGUACCUGCCAAUGCAGAGAAGACUGGGGAUACUGAAGUGCCUGCUUCCAUUUCUGGAUCCACCUAAGCUUCUGACUGCUCGAAAUAUGCUCAGAGAGCACGCCUAGAUACCAUGUUUAACCA